GCCGGCAACAACCGCAAGCCCCCCGGCGGCGGCGGCGGCCCCGGCCUCCCGUCAGCCGCGGGCGGCGGGAGGCAGAACAUGGGCAGAGGUCGCAGCAGUGGCAAAGGACCGCCUCAGCCUACAAUUUCUUUCGAUGGCAUCUAUGCAAACAUGAGAAUGGUUCACAUACUUACAUCAGUUGUUGGAUCCAAAUGUGAAGUACAGGUGAAAAAUGGUGGUAUAUAUGAAGGAGUUUUUAAAACCUACAGUCCUAAGUGUGAUUUAGUGCUUGAUGCUGCUCAUCGGAAAACUGCAGAAUCCAGUUUGGGGCCAAAACGUGAAGACAUACUAGAGAGUAUCUUGUUCAAGUCUUCAGAUUUUGUUAUGGUGCAUUUUAAGGAUAUGGAUACCAAUUAUGCGAGAAGAGAUGCUUUUACUGAUUCAGCCAUCAGUGCUAAAGUAAAUGGUGAACACAAGGAAAAGGAUCUUGAACCAUGGGAUGGAGGAGAGACCACCGCUACUGAGGAGCUUGAGGCGUUAGAGACAGAUGUUUCUAAUGGAUGGGAUCCCAAUGACAUGUUUCGUUACAAUGAAGAAAAUUAUGGUGUAGUAUCAACUUAUGACAGCAGUUUAUCUUCUUAUACGGUGCCAUUAGAAAGAGAUAAUUCAGAAGAGUUUUUAAAACGGGAAGCCAGAGCAACUCAAUUAGCAGAGGAAAUUGAAUCAAGUGCCCAAUACAAAGCUCGGGUUGCCUUGGAAAAUGAUGAAAGAACAGAAGAAGAAAAAUAUACUGCUGUUCAGAGAAAUGCUAAUGAACGAGAAGGACAUGGUGUGAACACUAGAGAAAAUAAGUACAUUCCACCUGGACAGAGGAAUAGAGAUGUCCUGUCCUGGGGAAGUGGAAGACAAAACUCACCAAGGAUGGGCCAGUCUGGAUCAGGCCCACCAAUUUCAAGGUCUGGAUCCCAUACUUCAGAAUUCAGUCCUAACUCUGGAGCAGAUCAGAGAGUAGUUAACGGAGGUGUUCCCUGGCCAUCGCCUUGCCCAUCUCCUUCCUCUCGCCCACCUUCUCGCUACCAGUCAGGUCCCAACUCUCUUCCACCUCGGGCAGCCACCCCUACACGGCCGCCCUCCAGGCCCCCCUCGCGGCCCUCCAGGCCCCCGUCUCACCCCUCUGCUCAUGGUUCUCCAGCUCCUGUCUCUACUAUGCCUAAACGCAUGUCUUCAGAAGGGCCUCCACGGAUGUCUCCUAAGGCACAACGGCACCCUCGAGGUCACAGAGUCUCUACUGGUAGGGGUACAAUUUCAAGUGGCUUAGAAUUUGUAUCUCAUAAUGCACCAGGGGAAGCAUCUACUACUGCAGUGGCACGAGGCAGCCCUUCAGGUGGGACGUGGUCAUCAGUUGUCAGUGGGGUUCCGAGGUUAUCCCCUAAAACACACAGGCCUAGGUCUCCAAGGCAGAGCAGCACUCCCACGGGACCAGCUCUGCCUUCUCCUCAGCCUGGUACUAUUCCCACUGAAUCUGUUGCCAUGCCUGUUCCAGCUGCCUCUCCUACACCUGCCAGCCCUGCGUCCAACAGAGCAGUUACCCCUUCCAGCGAAGCUAAAGAUACUAGGCUUCAGGACCAGAGGCAAAAUUCUGCAGCUGGAAACAAGGAGAAUAUAAAGCCAAGUGAGACUUCUCCUAGUUUUCCUAAACCUGAAAACAAAGGUGUAUCUCCAAUUGUUUCAGAACAUAGAAAACAGAUUGAUGAUUUAAAGAAAUUUAAGAAUGACUUUAGGUUACAGUCGAGUUCCUCUUCAGAUGCAGUGGAUCAGCUGCUAAACAAAACCCGAGAAGGUGAAAAAUCAAGAGAUGUAGUUAAAGAAAAGACAGAACCAACCCCUAAAGAAUCUAUCAUAGAAACUGGCAGUAAUACUAACUCUAACGGUGGCAGUAGCAAACCUAAUAGUCCAAGUAUUUCUCCUUCAAUAAGUAAUAGUUCUGAGCAAAAGCGAGGGCCUGAGGUAACUUCACAAGGUGUACAGACAUCUGGGCCUGGAAGUAAACAAGAUAAAGAGGAUAAAGAGGAGAAGAAAGAUACUUCUGAGCAAGUUAGAAAAUCAACACUUAAUCCUAAUGCAAAAGAGUUCAACCCUCGAUCUUUUGCUCAACCGAAACCUUCUACCACACCAACCUCCCCGCGUCCGCAAGCUCAACCUAGCCCCUCCAUGGUGGGUCAUCAGCAGCCAACCCCAGUGUACACUCAGCCUGUUUGUUUUGCACCAAAUAUGAUGUACCCGGUUCCAGUGAGUCCAGGCGUGCAGCCUUUGUAUCCUAUUCCCAUGACGCCCAUGCCAGUGAACCAAGCCAAGACAUAUAGAGCAGGUAAAGUACCAAAUAUGCCACAGCAACGGCAAGACCAACAUCAUCAGAGCACCAUGAUGCAUCCUGCCUCAGCAGCAGGCCCUCCAAUUGUAGCUACGCCACCUGCUUAUUCAACACAAUAUGUUGCGUAUAGUCCCCAACAGUUUCCUAAUCAGCCUCUUGUGCAGCAUGUGCCACACUACCAAUCUCAGCAUCCUCAUGUUUAUAGCCCUGUAAUACAGGGCAACGCUAGAAUGAUGGCACCACCAACACACGCACAGCCUGGUUUAGUAUCUUCUUCUGCAACACAGUAUGGUGCGCAUGAACAGACGCAUGCUAUGUAUGCAUGUCCCAAAAUACCAUACAGCAAGGAGACAGGCCCUUCUUUCUACUUUGCCAUUUCCACUGGCUCACUUGCUCAGCAGUAUGCCCACCCUAAUGCUACCCUGCAUCCGCAUCCUCCGCAUCCUCAGCCUUCUGCCACACCAACUGGCCAGCAGCAAAGCCAACAUGCUGGAAGCCACCCUGCUCCUAGCCCCGUGCAGCAUCAUCAGCACCAGGCUGCUCAGGCACUCCACCUGGCAAACCCACAACAGCAGUCGGCAAUUUACCACGCAGGUCUAGCUCCAACCCCACCUUCCAUGACGCCAGGCUCCAAUACGCAGUCUCCACAAAAUAGUUUUCCUACAGCACAACAAACAGUCUUCACCAUUCAUCCCUCCCAUGUUCAACCUGCAUAUACCAAUCCGCCACACAUGGCCCAUGUCCCCCAGGCUCAUGUACAGUCAGGAAUGGUUCCUUCUCACCCAACUGCCCAUGCUCCAAUGAUGCUAAUGACGACACAGCCACCUGGUGGUCCCCAAGCCGCCAUCGCUCAAAGUGCACUACAACCCAUUCCAGUCUCGACAACAACACAUUUCCCCUAUAUGACGCACCCUUCAGGUGAGGAGUGUGUGCCCGGGAGACCUGCACCUUAACUGAGCCAGGUCGUAGUAGUGAGGAGAACUGUUACGAACCAGAUUUGGGGAAAAGAACGAAUAAAACCUUGAGAUGUCCUUGUAGAGUGGCAGGCUGCUGAAGGCAGGCUGUUUCUGCAUUUUGCGUUUACGCUUUGCCAGCCCGAAUGCGAGCCUAGAUAAGCGUACGAGAUUUAGCUAAUUUAGCGAAGACUUUGCUUCUCUCUAGCUGAAGUAGAGAAACGGAUAACUAUGCAGACAUUGGCACUGUGGGACCGUGUUCUUCCAGGUUUUGCCGUGGUUUUGCUGUGGGGGAUGGACUGUCUGUGUAGCCUGUUUAUAAUGAUCUGGGGUUUUAUUAAAUUUAAAGUGAUUGGUCUUGAGGAUAGGAGUGAAAAUGUUGCUCGGGGGUAGGGCUGUUAGAUUUCUAAUGACUGAAGUAAAGUGACAACUGAAGUCUAAUCUUUAAUUCAGAGUAACAUUCUGCAGCUUUACUUUUUGGGAAAAGUAGGUGCUGUAUGACUUCUUUCCACUUUAAAUUUAACCUUGCUUAGGUUUCUUUAUUAUUCAUUUCCAAACAGCCUCUAAACUUUUGUAGUGAACUAGUUACCUGAUCUUGUUUCUUGGGGAAUGUGUGAGCAGAACAAGGCUGCUUUCUGAGGGUGUAGGUAGGGAAAAAAGCAUCCAAAGGACAUCUGGAUAUGCAGGGUUUUGUUUUGUUCUCUUAAAAAG
This is a messenger RNA of Gymnogyps californianus (California condor), 4014 nucleotides long. It is a transcript of the gene ATXN2, whose product is annotated as ataxin 2. NCBI's taxonomy places the organism in Eukaryota, Metazoa, Chordata, Aves, Accipitriformes, Cathartidae. Gene Ontology annotation, biological process: cytoplasmic stress granule assembly. The record is from RefSeq and is a predicted model, not a curated record. Gene Ontology annotation, molecular function: RNA binding. The coding region runs from base 79 to 3303 and encodes 1074 amino acids. Gene Ontology annotation, cellular component: cytoplasmic stress granule. The transcript is spliced from 24 exons.